This is a messenger RNA of Fibroporia radiculosa, 3207 nucleotides long. RefSeq lists its product as uncharacterized. The record is from RefSeq and is a predicted model, not a curated record. Bases 1 to 3207 code for a protein of 1068 amino acids. Lineage: Eukaryota; Fungi; Basidiomycota; Agaricomycetes; Polyporales; Fibroporiaceae. The transcript has 19 exons.
AUGACGGUCUCAUUUUCCUGUAUCCAGGGGGCGAAUUGCGCAACGUUUAGCCCUCCCACGGAAUAUCUUCAGAACAGAAGCCGUACUAUUCCCGAGCUCUACGAUUGGACUGUCGAACACAAUCCCGAGCAUCCUGUCUUUGUCUACCACGACGGAACCCAGUGCAAGUCCAUUCUAGGACCGCAAGUUCUUCAAGCCGCGAAGCGGGCAGCAAACAUCAUUGUUGAGCGUGUUGGUGCGCAACGCACUGCAGGAGACUUUGAAUUGAGUAGUACUCCUCCGGUUGUCGCUGUUCUCGCCGCAACAGAGACUAUCACACAUUUUUGCUUCACCCUUGGUGUCCUCUACGCGGGAUACACCGUCUUUCCGCUGUCCACGCGCAACAGUCCUGCUGCCGUUGCACAUCUACUGUCAAAAUCGAGCGCCUGCUGCAUAUUCACUAGCAAUGAGCCCGCUAUCCAGGCCCUGGUUGGGAAUGCGCUUCAAGACAAGCAGUCUGAGCUAAUACCUGUUCAUUCAAUGCCUGUCUUUUCGGACCUGUUUCCUCAGAACGCUUCGAGCGAGCCUGUGGAGUUCCUUCAUCGCAGACGGUAUGACCUGAGCGCCACCGCUGUCAUAUCCCACUCUUCAGGAUCUACUGCGUUCCCAAAAAUGAUCGUCUGGUCUCACUUAGACUUUAUGCAAACGGCAUUGACACCUUGGUAUGGAGAGGUUGAUCUUGCUGGAGUAGUCAUGGGUUUUCAUUCUAUACCCAUGUUCCACGGCCUCGGUUUGCUGCACUUGCUCUUGGUGCCAUCUUGCGGAGUGAUAUUGGCCACUUUCCCGCCCUCGAGUCCAGCAGCUAUCCCCACUCCCGAGAGUGUCUUUGAUGGAAUCAAGAAAACUCAAAGCGCCAUUGCGAUUGCUGUGCCUGCAUUCAUCGAGGCUUGGUCUCGCGAUCCGGAAAAAGUAGCACUUUUGAAGCAGAUGUCAGGGCUGAUCUAUGGAGGAGGCCCACUCUCGAAAAGUGUAGGUGAUAUGUUGACUGCAGAGGGCGUGACCAUUCUGCCGAACUACGGCUCUACCGAGGCGGGUGUCAUGAACACGUAUCUUCCCAGGCCCGGUGCAGCAGACUGGGAAUACUUUACAUUCUCUGUGGUGUGUCAACCGGAGUUCAUUCCAUACGACGACGGAACAUAUGAAUUAGUCCUUGUCUCCAACGACCUCCAUUGUUCAAAAAUAAUUAACACCAAAGUCAGGGGAUGCGAUGCGUACUUGACCGGUGAUCUUCUGCAGCCUCAUCCCGACAAGCCAGGGUAUUGGCGAGUGUUCGGCCGCGCCGACGAUCAGAUCAUGUUGGCGAAUGGUGAAAAGACCAAUCCGGGCCCAAUAGAGAACGCGCUUGCUCGCGACCCGCACGUAAAAGCUGCAGUCAUGUUCGGACGCGGGCGGCUGCAGAACGGUGUGAUCAUCGAACCAGCGCCAGAACACGCGUUUGAUCCCAACGACACGUCUCGCUUGCAGAGCUUCCGGGAAACAAUCUGGCCGUCUGUCGAGAGGAUAAACGAGACGGCGCCACAACACUCCCGGCUUUUCAAGGAGAUGAUCCUCGUUGCAUCGCCGUCCAAGCCGUUCCAAUAUACUGCGAAGGGCACGUCGCGGCGCGCUAUAAUUCUAUCGCAGUAUGCCGAGGAGAUCGACGCGCUUUAUGACUCCGUCGACGACACGAUGCAGAAGGAUGUCUCACCGCCUGCCAGUUGGGAUCUCGAAUCGAUUGCCGAGUUUGUAGAGAGGACCAUCAAUGGUGUCUUGAGAGUCUCGGUUACUCGCGAUGCCGAUAUUUUCGUACAUGGCUGCGACAGCUUACAAGCUACGUGGAUUCGCAACACGAUUCUCCGAGUACUGCGCGAAUACGACCCGAACAUCGCGAAGAGACUCGCACCCAACUUCGUCUUCGAAGCCCCCAGCAUCGCUCGCCUGUCUCGUGCUGUCCACACGGCCGUGCACAGUGCCCAAGAUCCGGAGGUCGCGAACAAGGUUGUGGCCAUGCAGAGGAUGGUGGAGCAUUAUACGCGUGCAUACCCAGGAAGGCCGUCCGUGCUCAAAUCGCGGGCGUCAAAACGAGAUACAGUGCUGGUGACGGGGACGACUGGCGCCAUUGGGUGCAAUAUCCUUGCUCACUUACUCAGCGACGAGACCGUUGAGCGAGUGUAUGCGCUCAACAGAGUGUCGGAGGCUGGCGCUGUCAGGCAGCGGGAUGCAUUUAGCCGCAGAGGGCUCGAUGAGAAUCUCUUGCGGGGUGAGAAAUUUGUGUAUGUGGAAGGCGAUAUGGGCCUUCCCGGGCUCGGAAUCGAUCCCUCCCUAUUCGUAAAGAUCCGGAACACAGCAACGCACAUCAUUCAUAACGCGUGGAGAGUCGACUUCAAUUUGGCACUGUCAUCCUUCGAGAACAAUAUCCAAGGGCUUCGCAACUUAAUCGAUCUAUCGUUAGAGUCUCCACUGACGACGCCCCCUCGACUGCUCUUCGUCAGCUCCGUGGGUGUUCUCCGGCAUGUUUCCGUGCUUGGAGAAGCUGCGGAAGAGCCAGUCGAAGACCCGUCCUCUGCUGUAGGCUCGGGGUAUACGGAGUCUAAAUGGGUGGCUGAGCGGAUUUUACACUUGUCUGGACAAGCAUCGGAGUUGCGCCCAGUCGUCGUGCGCGUUGGCCAAGUCUGUGGCGAUCGGCGUGGAUACUGGAACGAGCGGGAGUGGUUCCCGUCCCUCGUCAAGUCUGCUACCGUGUCGUGGAUCCCUGCAUACGACGCUGGACAGGUGCUGGGCCAAAUGCGCGAUUCAAUACACCCUGUAUUGCAUCUCGCUCACCCGCGUCGUGUCUCGUGGAACAGCGUCAUCACGCCGAUUGCAGAGCAUUUGGGGGUCCCCUUAGUGACCUACGAGGAGUGGGUCAGUGCGCUCCAGCAAAGCGUCACUGAGGGAACAGGUUCGGAAGUGGAGAGAUUAAGAGAGAACCCGGCGCUGCGAUUGCUUGCGUUCUUCCGUAGCUACAAAGUCGACGAAGAUAAGGAGCCACUGGGAGUUACGAAACUCGCGAUUGUAAAGGCGAGUGAAGUUGCGCCCGCUUUGCAGCUGGUUCCGGAGACCAGCGUGGGUUCUGUGCGAGCGUGGUUGGAUGCUUGGCGCGAUUCUGGAUUUUUGCUCUCUCCUGGUAACCACAAGAUGAAAGCUUGA